Messenger RNA from Durusdinium trenchii, 2022 nucleotides. The record is from the annotation of a GenBank genome assembly. Lineage: Eukaryota; Dinophyceae; Suessiales; Symbiodiniaceae.
AUGGUCUACAAGGUCGCGCAGAGAAGUGACACUGCCAAGGCCUGGAUUUUGCACGCUGGUGGGGUGGCGGCCCUCAGAGCGGCUGUGCUGUGCCAUGCGGACCAGUCGCAGCUUUUGGAGAACGGCGUGUGGACCGUGUACGCGCUGGAUGGGCUCCGUUCCCUUGCAGAGCUCCUGGAAGGGUGUCGCGGCUCCAGCCUGAGCGAAGGCGCCUUGCGAGGCGCCAUCGUCGGGGCGCUCUACCAGCUGGUGAGCCCCCGGAGGAGCUCGAAAUCGGCCUUUGCCACCUUGGAGGUGGUGCAGCCGGAGAGCGUCGUCGUGCUCAUCACCGAGGCCUUGCGCAUCGGAGGUGCGAUCAACGAAGACGCGCUGUGGUCCAGCUGCACUGUCUUAGAGAACCUCAUUGAGAAGGAUCCCCGCAUGGCGCAGGUCUUCCUGGCACGAGGAGGCCGACAUCCCAUGGACCAGCUGAUCCGAGACAUCUGUUUGACGCCGGCGCGGGCGGCCGGGGACUUGAUCUCCAAGAGUUGGUAUAGCUUCAACUUCCGAGCCAUUCGGGAGCUCGUGCAGGAUCCAUCUUACAGGCCCGAAGAUCCAGAACCCGACGAGCCGGUUUUAGAGGUGGUGAUCGGCGAUGCCGAGAUCCAGGAGAUUGAGACGUCGAACUUCGAGUCUUCCGUCGAGUCACUGAGUAGGUCCGAUUCCUUCGACCAAGCCCAAGUGCCCGACGUUUGUGACGUUCCACGUGUGGAAUCAGUGCGGAAAGAAGCUGCUCGAGGAGACCUCGAUGUACAAAGCGCCGCCGUACGAGCGGCCGACCUGGACGCUCGGGUCGGAGCGUGGAGCGGAACGGGCUCAGAUGAAGAGGGGCCGGAACGAGCGUUUUCUUUUGCUGCCCCGCGGGAGCUUUUCGAUGCGAUUCCAGGUGUGAGACGAGACCGCGAGACGGUGAUUGACCAUCGGGAACGGCUCAAGGGCGAAUGCUUGCUCGGCACACAAAGCCUUUGGAGCGCUGCAGGCCGUGCCGGGAGCGUCUCCGUGAAGUGUCCAUUAGCUCUCAAACAAGGCCAUGGUCAAGGCCACUUGAUGGUCCAUUGUCGACCUUGGGAUGGUCUACCUCCAGAGAGGCCUUGGUGGAUCGACGAGGCCUAUGGCUAUGGCACUGUAGGUGUGACCGGGACGGACACCUUGGGCCCUGCGGCUCAGCCGGAUCUCUUCGAUAUGCUGGACAAGGAUGGUGAUGGAGUGCUGUCCAAGGAGGAGCUGCAUGCAGCCAUUCAAAAGAGCAAGGCCAUGGAGAUGUCGCCCUCUUCAAUGAGCAUGUCGCCCAUGGCCGCACGACAGGCCACGCACGUCGUGCCCAUGGCGCCGAUGCAGCCGUUGCUGCUGCCCAUCUCCAGUCGCAGCAGCCUGAUGCUUCAGGGCAACGAAGGCAGCAUGGGUGCCAGCCUCGGCCACGUUGGCCACGGCGGCCCCAUGCUGGGCUCCCUACAUCCGCAAGCUCCGCUGGGCUCGGUGAGGUCGCAAAAGACCACCUCUCCACCUCCUGCCCUCAAUCCUUCACCUCCUGCUCCGGCUGCCGGGUCUCCCCUGUACUCCCCGGUGCAAAGACCUGCGGCCGUCUCCUUACCUCCACAGGCCAUCCCCACCCGGACGUCCUAUGCCAAUCAGCCGUUCCUUUCCUUGCCCGCGCAGAUCCCGGAGAGCCCAAAGAAGACUCCUGACAGCCCAAAGAUGCAGCAGGUGCUGACUCAAGGGAGCGCACGUGAGGGGCGCGAGGCCAUGGGCCCCGCCGUGUCCCCCUCGCGGCGGGGCAUGUGGCGCUCGGGGCACUUGAAUGCCGGGGGCUCCGAGAGGAGCUCGGAGAGCUCUCCUCGCCGAACGCAUCACCCACCGAGGGCCCACCCGUCUCUCCCUCGCGGCGCACGCGAUCGGGCCACCUGGAUGCCCGCUCAGCAGCCUUCAGCCAGGAGGAGAAGCCAAGCAGCGUCUCCGCACGUCUCAAGGCUGCUGGAUUCGUGA